This is a messenger RNA of Penicillium brevicompactum, 1902 nucleotides long. RefSeq names its product putative bifunctional fatty acid transporter/acyl-CoA synthetase (FAT1). The record is from RefSeq and is a predicted model, not a curated record. Gene Ontology annotation, molecular function: long-chain fatty acid-CoA ligase activity; long-chain fatty acid transmembrane transporter activity. The transcript is spliced from 4 exons. Bases 1 to 1902 code for a protein of 633 amino acids. Lineage: Eukaryota; Fungi; Ascomycota; Eurotiomycetes; Eurotiales; Aspergillaceae.
AUGGAAAUGCUCUCCGAAAUCGGGGUGCCCACCAUGGCUAUGGCAUCGGCUUUAUCGGCAGCCGCUGGAGCGUAUUUGAACGCAAAACUAGCCAUCUCUACUGAUCUGGCCGCAAUUUCCAAGGACAAGGCAUUUGCCAAACGUGUAGGAGAGCGCAUCGCUAAACUCGAUGGCUCAGCAACAAUCUAUAAGAUGCUCGAGCGAGUGGUCGAGGUUGAAGGACAGGGAGCUGCAGAUUCACUGUGGUUUGAGCACAAAGUGUGGUCAUAUAAUCACCUAAAGGAUCUGGUUGAUAGACUGGCUGCUUUGUUGAAAGGCCGUGGCAUUGGUGUGGGUGAAACGGUGGGAGUAUUCGCUUCCAACUCCCCGGAGAUGGUAGUGAUUCUUUACGCCCUAUCAAAGUUGGGCGCGGUGGCUGCUAUGAUCAACACCAACCUACGAGACGACACUUUCACCCACUGUCUGAGCGUAUCAGGCUCUAAGUCCAUAAUUUCGACUGCAGAUUUAUCACAAGAUGUCUGCGUGGACUUGCCCCAUCUCACAUUGAACAUCUCAUCUUUCGGCACUCCCGAAACAGGCUCAGUAGAGCUCCUCACAUUAGAAACGCUGCAGCAUUUCUCCCCACUGGGUCUUCCAGCAGCGAAGCGCACACCAAAAGAUCUUGCUGUCUUGAUAUACACAUCAGGAACAACGGGAAAACCCAAAGCGUGUGCAAUUCGAAACAUGCUCACUCUUAUCACUUCAACUCCGCUCUCAACAGACGUCAACGACCGUUCAAAGUACUACCCCAUGCGCAUAUACUCAUCUCUCCCCUUGUUCCAUGGAACGGCCUUCUUCACUGGUCUGUGUGGCUCUGUUGGUAACGGUGGCACCCUCUGCCUGCGUCGCAAGUUCUCCGCUUCUCAAUUCUGGAAAGAUGUACACGACUCAGGAGCCACCCGUAUUCUGUACAUUGGUGAGCUAUGUCGGUACCUGCUCUCCACACCCCCAUCACUGUACGACCAAGAUCACAAAUGCAUAGUGGCAACAGGCAAUGGGCUCCGCGGGGAGAUCUGGGAGAAAUUCCGCACCCGUUUCAACGUCCCUGAGAUCCGCGAAUUCUACCGCUCAACCGAGGGAGUCGCCAAAUUCGAUAACCAUGGUGUUGGCGCCUGGGGUGCUGGCAAAGUCGGCUUCUCAGGUCCUAUCCGGCGUUUUAUGGAAGAUGAUACUUUCAUCGUUAAAUAUGAUACUGAUGCAGAGGUCCCGUGGCGAGAUCCCGUGACUGGAUUCUGCGUUCGUUCUGGACUUGGGCAGGAAGGCGAGGCGAUUGGCCGCGUGCGGGACCGUGGUUUGCUCAUCGAGUAUUUGGGCAAUGAGAGUGCGACUGAAGCCAAGCUUCUACGCGACGUCUUUGAAAAGGGCGACUUGUUCCAGAGGACUGGUGAUUUGGUUGUGCAGGAUGAGUCUGGCUGGGUCAGGUUCCAAGAUCGUGUUGGUGAUACUUUCCGCUGGAAGGGAGAGAACGUCAGUGCGGGUGAGAUCCGUGACCAUAUCUGUCGGAUCGAGGGUGUUCAUGAUGCAGUCGUGUACGGUGUAAAGCUCAAAAGUUACGAUGGCCAGGCUGGAGCCGCUGGUAUUACACUGGAAUUACCAGCGGUUGAGACUGAGUUGAUGAAUACAUUGUACGACGAGCUCAAAAAGAAGGGUGUGCCAUCGUAUGCUCUUCCUCGACUUGUUCGUCUCACCGAGAAGGUUGCGACUGGUGUGACGUUCAAGCAAGCAAAGGGCGACUUGGUGAAGAAGGGUUGGAACCCCCAAGACUGUGCUGGUGACAUCCUGUACUGGUUGGAUGGUACGAAGUACGUGAAACUGAGAGAAGAGAGCUGGUCAGAGAUUGAGUGUGGCAAGGCAAAACUGUGA